Messenger RNA from Pieris napi, 1023 nucleotides. RefSeq names its product chymotrypsin-2-like. The record is from RefSeq and is a predicted model, not a curated record. The transcript is spliced from 5 exons. Bases 59 to 874 code for a protein of 271 amino acids. Gene Ontology annotation, molecular function: serine-type endopeptidase activity. Gene Ontology annotation, biological process: proteolysis. NCBI's taxonomy places the organism in Eukaryota, Metazoa, Arthropoda, Insecta, Lepidoptera, Pieridae.
UUUAAUUAUUUUAUUAAUUGCACUUUUUCAUCUAAAUAUUACAUAUAAAUAGGUGCAAAUGCAAAGUAUAAUCAGAAAAAUGUUUGUUCAAGUGGGGUUGCUGCUUCUACUUUCGCGGGGACUUCUGGGCGAGUCUGAUUUCACGGAUAUUGAUGGAGAUACGCGAAUCGUAGGGGGUCAAGAUGCUCCAGAGGACUUCGCGAUUUACCAAGUCUCCAUACGUAAGCACAACAAGAAUCAAGAAUGGCACACGUGUGGCGGAUCUAUCAUACACGAAGAAUGGGUUUUAACAGCUGGUCACUGCACAUAUGGUGUUGAUGCCAAAGUACUGUCCAUAGUGGUUGGAUCAAACCUACUCAUAUUUGGUGGCGACAGUUACAAAAUAAAGAAAAUUAUCACUCACGAGAAUUAUGCAAAAAAAGAUUUAAGGAAUGACAUAGCUCUUAUGAAAGUCGACGGGAAAAUCAAAAUGAAGAAGAACGUUAGGGCAAUCAAAUUGAUGAAACAGCCUGUUGCUGCUGGAACAAUUUGUGCUCUGACAGGAUGGGGGGAAAUUAACGAUAAAAGAACUGUGCCGAACAAACUUCAAAUUAUGUUCUACAGGACAAUUAACAACAAGGAGUGCAACAAGAGGUUAAAAGGUUUCAAUUUCGCACCAAUCGAUGACAAACAGCUCUGCGUGAGAGGACCAGAUAAGAAGGGUGCCUGUAGAGGUGAUUCAGGAGGUCCUCUGGUCGCUCGUGAUGGAAACAAAAACAUUGUUCAAGUUGGAGUCGUGUCCUGGGGGACAAUCCCGUGCGCUAAAAACUACCCGGAUGUUUUUGCGUCAAUUUCUGGCUAUUCUGACUGGAUUGACAAACAUAUGAAGGAUUAAAAUUAUGUUUCGACAAAUUAUUAAUUGCUAACCAACCUUCAUAUAAAAGUCUAUCAGACCAGAUAUAGGAUAAGUUUUUUCAGAUAAAGUUAUUUUUUUUUCAUUGUGCACAAUGUCUCAUACAUUUAAUAAAGAGUGAUAUAUAACAA